CUCUCACCAGCUUCAUCUUGCUACUCGUUCAUCCGCUCUUCCAAUUCACAAAGUGCCAACAUGGCAAGAUCUCAAGACUUCUUACCUCUGCAUAGCAGAUCUGGUAAUCGUUCCUUAGCGCACUAUGCCAGACUGGUCACAUCACGGCGAAACCUACUCUACAAAGUCAUCAUAGCUGGAUUCCUCAUUACCAUGCUACUAUACGCUACUACACGACCAGUAGCACAUAGCAAUUCUAUGUUUUCAGAUCAAGUCAUCUCGCCGGACGAGAUCAAAAAUAAUCCAAUAAGCAAACCAGACUGGUCCAAGGAGAGCUUGAGUACGGACAUCCUGAAUAGACGAAGUAUUUACACCCCCCAAAUGUUCACUCCCGAGCAACUCAAGCACAAUGGUCUAAAGCCUGUCACCGCUGUCCUCCUGGGAUGGAAGCGCUUCGAGUCUUUGAAGUUUGUCAUCCAAUAUCUUACAAGAUAUCCUUUUAUCAAAGAAAUCAUCAUUUGGAACAACAACUUGGAUACCAGACUCAAUAUUGCUGACUUUGAUUUGGAUGUUGCUCAAUCAAUGCAUGUUGAAGUUAGAGUCUUUAAUUCAUAUGAAAACUUGCACGAUACCGCAAAAUACACCACAUGCUCCAUGGCCCAAUAUGAAUUUUGUUACUUUCAAGACGACGACUGGUUAAAUGUGUACAUGGACAGCAUGUAUACUAACUUUUUGCGUUAUCCGGAUCUCAUUCAUUCCAACACCAUGCCCAUCAUUCACCUUGAACACAAGCGAUGGCAGUUCACCAACCCUGAAAUCAAUAUGCACACUGGUUUUACUUGGCUUGGUUGUGGAGCAUUUGUUCCGAGAUGGAAAGUCCAAAAUUUCCUUGCUCAAUUAGGCUCAGCAGGACUUGGAAAAGAUCGUCUCCGCUUGGCAGACAUGUACUUCUCCAUAUGGACAAAUCAAUAUCCAUGGCAAUUAUCCAAUCCGCUUAAUCCGUUGGAUCAGAACGAAGGCUGGAGUGAUGGUGUCGAUCAAUGGGCUAUUGUCUAUCAGAAUGUGUAUGAUGCAGCAUCUCGACUCUAUACAGCAUUAGAAGCAAACGCUGUCUUGACCAGAAAUGACUAUUUUAUGCGAGAUGAAGAAGAACCAAAGGCGGCAGACAGAGAUGUUCGUGCCCCUUGCUAUAAUGAUAGAUGUCUCUUUAUUACCAGCAUGGAGCCUUUCCCUGCUCCUGAAAGCGUUGCGUUUGACAAUGUUAACAUCACUCAUGUUAAAGAUCAAGAAGCUAUCUUUAAUACUUUGGACUUCCCCAGUAACACAUUCUGGGAUGAGCAUGCUUACCACAAGGCCGUUGAUGGUAAUCCCAACACAUGCUGGAAUAGCUACAGAAAACCUUCUAAAGGCGACAAUUUUGGGUUACGGUUCGUACGAAAUACGAAAGCAAAUACCUUUACCAUCACAUUUUCCAAAGACAGCACCGCUUUUGAAAAUGCGCUGUCUUUAUCUGCCAUUGGUGUAGCAAGCGAAGAAUGGAUUCCUUGUCAGUCGCAAGUCGUCCACAGUAGUCACGUAAACCAAAUUUCAUUCAGCUUCCAUUGUCCAUCUACUGAAGCCGGUAUCAAGGGAAUCCGUGCUACGUUUACCCAAGAUAUGUCGGACUCAGUCGACGUUUGCGGCCUUGCACUAGAUGACUUUUCCGUUUAGAUUUUUUAACGGCGGAUAUAUUCACUGUAUUUAUUGAUCAUGCACCACCAAUCAAAUCAAAAGAAAUUACAAUCACUUAAGCUAUAAUAAACACUCUCUGGGUGAUAAGGCAAACAUUACGCUUUGAAAUCCCAAGGUUGUGCUGUAAUUCACGUGACUUC
This is a messenger RNA of Umbelopsis ramanniana AG, 1850 nucleotides long. RefSeq lists its product as uncharacterized. The transcript has 7 exons. The record is from RefSeq and is a predicted model, not a curated record. NCBI's taxonomy places the organism in Eukaryota, Fungi, Mucoromycota, Umbelopsidomycetes, Umbelopsidales, Umbelopsidaceae. The coding region runs from base 61 to 1689 and encodes 542 amino acids.